Messenger RNA from Brassica oleracea var. oleracea, 853 nucleotides. Its product is annotated as probable LRR receptor-like serine/threonine-protein kinase At5g59680. NCBI's taxonomy places the organism in Eukaryota, Viridiplantae, Streptophyta, Magnoliopsida, Brassicales, Brassicaceae. The record is from RefSeq and is a predicted model, not a curated record.
UGAAGGUGGCACUAGAAAUCACAUUCACCAUUGAUUUGGGAAAGUUUUUCUUAUACCGUGCGAUUUGAGUUUUGCUUAUUUAUUCGCUAAUUUACUUUUCUCCUUGCUGCAUGGUGACAAACACGUUGACUUGUAGUAGUCUUUUGCGGUUUGCUUGUUUGUUCGCUAUUUAUCUUUCAUAGCAUAGCCAAUGGGUUUGUUGAGAUUUAUUUUGAGGUAAGAGAGUAUGGAGAGAUCUUGUGUUGGGAUUUUGCUGGUUCUGAUAGCAGCUUUGGCAAGCAUUCAUAUUGUUCAUGCUCAAGACCAAGAAGGGUUCAUCAGUUUGGAUUGCGGGUUACCGACGUAUGAACUGUCUCCUUAUAUAGAAAUUUCUAGUGGAGUGUCGUUCUCUUCGGACGAAAAGUUCAUACAGAGUGGAAACUCUGGUCGAACCCUAGAAAUGCCUAAGGGAUACUCAAAGCAAUACAAGACGCUGAGAUAUUUUCCAAAUGGAACACGAAACUGUUACAAUCUAAGUGUGGAUAAGGGACGCAAAUACUUGAUCAGAACUAGCUUUUUGUAUGGAAAUUACGAUGGUCUUGAUAUUAAACCGAUCUUCGAUCUUUAUCUUGGACCUAAUCUCUGGGCCACGAUAGAUUUGGAGACACUGGUGAAUGGUACACGGAGGGAUAUCUUACACAUCCCAACAUCAAACUCAUUGCAGAUUUGUCUUGUUAAGUCUGGCACAACUACGCCGCUAAUAUCCACUUUGGAAUUACGGCCGAUGGGAAAUGGUUCUUAUAUCACGGAAUCUGGCUCCCUGGAACUUCAGCACUGGUAUUAUCUUAACAAUACAGGAUCUCGUAUACGGUAC